This is a messenger RNA of Echinococcus granulosus, 864 nucleotides long. RefSeq lists its product as hypothetical. Lineage: Eukaryota; Metazoa; Platyhelminthes; Cestoda; Cyclophyllidea; Taeniidae. The record is from RefSeq and is a predicted model, not a curated record. Bases 1 to 864 code for a protein of 287 amino acids. The transcript has a single exon.
AUGGGGAAUUGUGGACUCCACAGAAAGAGAAAGAAAGACGAAAAAGUUGAGGAACACGGCGAUGAGCAGUUAGGACGAGUUAGCCAAAAUUCCUACGGAAAGUCCAAUGCUAGAGACGGGCCUGCAAAGCCAUCAUCUAGGGCCAUUGUGAAAGUCAGAAAACCGCUUCCUCCUUGGGGCUUCAAUAGUCUUCCUAUGCCUAUUAGCAUUCGACACUCUGCGAAAGUUGCAAAUGGUUCCAAAAAUUUCCUCUCAAUGUUCAAGAAGUACAUACCAACGACAACACUAAAGAAGGGUGUUAUUCACUUGCAACAGCGCUACCCCAAAGCCAUACCCUACGUGUAUGCAACGGCUCUCGGUUUUGCUCGACUAGAACAGGCUUGGAAGAAGUGUAAAUUUACUCGACGACCUGGCAUAAAGUCACCCCGAGGUGGUGCUGGAGCUCCAUUUUGUGAUAUAAAGCGACUAGAUGAUCGAGAUGUUCCACCGGAAAAAGAGAAAUGGUGGCGAUAUACCAUGUUCUUAUUAGUCGAUCCCCUAGAAAAGGACAAAUUUCCCCGGAGAUUGGCCGAAAAUGGAGGUCAACUAGUCAGUGUUGAGAGCCGUACAGGUUGUGAAAUCCGAAUUGGGGAGAAAAAGUUCCUCUACCGCGGGAAUCUCGUGCGCCACUUUUUCAUCGACGGACCCACACAGAACGCCAUUGUUUGCUGUCAAAAUUCUCUACCCCAGUGGCUUUUCAAAAACGUCAUCAUUGACCACAAAAACAGCUACAGAAAGGAGCCACUGCCGCCGGAACCAAUGUUAAUGAAGUUGGAAAGAUUCACCAACUUCGAAAUGUCUCGACAGAUGGCGUUAGUGAACUAA